Vicia faba (fava bean) is the source of this 1554-nucleotide messenger RNA. NCBI's taxonomy places the organism in Eukaryota, Viridiplantae, Streptophyta, Magnoliopsida, Fabales, Fabaceae. The record is from the annotation of a GenBank genome assembly.
AUGGGUUCUAUUAUUGACGACGACGUUCCAGAACUGGAGCAGGGCCUUCUUCAGGAUGAAAGGAACAAACAAUACACAGGAGAUGGUUCGGUUGAUUUUAGAGGGAAGCCUGCUAUUAAGCAUGACACUGGCAAUUGGAGAGCUUGUCCAUUUAUUCUAGGCAAUGAAUGUUGCGAACGUCUAGCUUUCUUUGGCAUUUCAACAAACCUUGUUACCUAUCUUACCACCAAACUACAUGAAGGAAACGUCUCUGCCGCGAGAAAUGUCGGGUUCUGGCAAGGAACUUGUUAUCUUACACCUCUCGUUGGAGCUGUUCUCGCAGAUGGUUACUGGGGACGAUACUGGACAAUUGCUAUUUUCUCUAUGAUUUAUUUCCUUGGGAUGUCUAUCUUGACUAUUUCUGCAUCUCUUCCAUCAUUGAAGCCAGCUGAGUGUUUGGGUUCGGUAUGUCCUCCGGCUAGUCCUCUGCAAUAUUAUCUGCUCUAUUUUGGUCUCUAUGUAAUUGCACUUGGGACUGGUGGUGUAAAAGCAUGUGUGUCAUCUUUUGGGGCAGAUCAGUUUGAUGACACUGAUUCCAAAGAAAGGGCCAGGAAGGCUUCCUUUUUCAACUGGUUUCAAAAACCAAGGGGUAGUCCUGUUACAAGAAUGUGCCAGGUUGUGUUAGCAUCUGUCCGAAAGCGGAAGUUGGUUGUGCCGGAGGAUAGUAGUCUUCUAUAUGAGAUGCCUGACAAGAAAUCAGGAGUUGAAGGAAGCCGCAAACUGUUGCAUCGUGAUGAUCUGAGGUAUUUUGAUAGAGCAGCUGUAGUGUCUGAUUCAGAGAACAGAAGUGGGGACUACUCUAAUCCAUGGAGGCUUUGCACUGUUUCACAGAUGUCAACAUUGUUUGUGGAGCAAGGAACUAUGAUGGAUACAAAUGUUAGUUCUUUCAAAUUAUCCCCAGCUUCCCUCUCAACCUUCGAUGUGGCAAGUGUUAUUUUUUGGGUCCCUGUCUAUGACAGGAUACUUGUUCCUAUUGCAAGGAAAAUUACAGGCAAGAAAAGGGGCAUUUCCGUGUUUCAAAGAAUGGGAAUUGGCCUCUUUAUUUCUGGGCUGUGUAUGUUGUCAGCUGCAAUUGUGGAGAUUAAGCGCCUCCAGCUUGCAAGAAAGCUUGACCUUGUUGAUAAACCUGUUGCCAUACCCCUUAGUGUAUUAUGGCAAAUACCUCAAUAUUUCUUAUUAGGCGCAUCAGAGGUAUUCACAUUCAUUGGGCAGGUUGAGUUCUUCUAUGACGAAUCACCAGAUGCUAUGCGGAGUUUAUGUAGCGCACUGCCACUCCUGAGUUUUUCAUUUGGGAAUUACUUGAGCUCUUUCAUGCUUACCAUAGUAACUUAUUUCACUACACGAGGUGGAAAGCUUGGAUGGAUUCCUGAUAACCUGAACAAGGGACAUCUUGAUUACUUUUUUCUGCUUUUAUCUGGACUUAGCUUAUUAAAUAUGUUGGCGUACAUAAUUGCUGCCAAAAUGUACAAGCAGAAGAAGAUGUCUGAAAAAUUUUCAAGCACUUGUUGCUCAUAG